AUGGUACAUCAGGAUGCGAGUGUUAAAUCUUAUGCAAAUGUGAUUAGAGGCUUGGUUAAUGAUAUUAGCAGCAUCAAAAAGGUGGAGGCGAUUAUUGAAUUAACUUCUUGGGAUUUUAAAGUGGAAAAAAGACAAUGGGCAUUUCUCGUUAAGGCUAGAGAUUUCUCUACACUUCCCAAUCUUCGGGUGCUUUGUUUGGGCAAAGGUAUUGAAAAAAUUGAACUGAGAUACGCGGGGGGUUUAUGGUUUUUGAUCGAAUUUACUUCCACUAAUGCAUGUAAAAACUUUAUGGUUAGUGCCACAAUGGAUCAUUGGAUAUUCGAAAAACAUGUAUGGGAUUGA
Molecule: messenger RNA, 342 nt
Organism: Lactuca saligna
Lineage: Eukaryota; Viridiplantae; Streptophyta; Magnoliopsida; Asterales; Asteraceae
Source: the annotation of a GenBank genome assembly